AUGAGGGCUUUGAUCCUGCUGGUGUCCUGCAGCUUCAUCAGCGCUCAGCCUCGGCCCUGCGCUCUGCUGGUGUCGGCCCGUCUCCACACACAGACUGUGGUCGCUAAUGCGAUACUUAGUCAGGAGCUUUCUCUGGCCAUAGUUACUGAUAUCAGUCAGACGGCCGCUGAUGGGAUCAUAACCUCGGCCGCCACAUACUCGUAUGAUGCUCGCGCUCAGCAGAUCCGCUUCAGGAACCACAUGACCAUCUAUAACGAGACCAUCCCGAUGGACCUGCUCAUGCACUUCAGACAGGGCAUCCUGUAUGAGAUCGAUUACUCGCGCCUGCACUGCGAGAAGAAGGUUCUGGAGACCCGGUUCCACCCGACGCGGGUCCCGGCCGACGCCUCGUUCAUGGGUCAGGUGAUCCUGGGAACUGGCUCUGUUCCGGGUCUGGGUCUGCUGACCAACUCCUGGGUCGGGGAGAUUCCUGAGAUCCAGGCUCAGUACAUGUUGACCUUCACUGAGUUCACGUGUCUGCCGGUCAGCGCGUCGGUCUUCACUCCACAGACCGGAUGGAUCACCAUGAGCUUCUACAAUCAUCUGCUGGGCGUUCAGAAUCCUCAAGACUUCAUCCCGCCCUUCUUCUGUCCCGCUUCGGCUCAGAACCAACACUUACCCAAGACCAACUUCCUGAAGGCCCUGCGGCCGUACCAGUGAAGA
Rhinichthys klamathensis goyatoka is the source of this 702-nucleotide messenger RNA. RefSeq names its product ependymin-like. Gene Ontology annotation, biological process: cell-matrix adhesion. Gene Ontology annotation, molecular function: calcium ion binding. NCBI's taxonomy places the organism in Eukaryota, Metazoa, Chordata, Actinopteri, Cypriniformes, Leuciscidae. Gene Ontology annotation, cellular component: extracellular region; lysosome. The coding region runs from base 1 to 699 and encodes 232 amino acids. The record is from RefSeq and is a predicted model, not a curated record. The transcript has 6 exons.